AUUGUUAAUGGCGCGGCUCACCCAAAAUCGCAGCUGCAGAGCUUCCCACCAUCUCCUACCGCUCAUCAUUGCACGCAUUUCGAUGACAAUCGUGGACGGUGCUAAAUAACGUGAUGCAGUCUAAUUCAGUACUCCGCGAAGUAGCAUCCUAAGGCGCCAGUUUUCAGAAGGAACGUAUUGCGUGUAUGCUUUUCUUCUUCGAAGAAAAAGACAGAGCGAGAUGCCUAUGGCGAUCGUUACUUUUCUGGUACUGUUGCUGUCUGUCUUUGAGCAUUCGGCCUUUGGCGAACCGUUCGACGUCCGGCAACAUCUAUCGACUGCUUCAAGAUAUGAUGCAGUGAAAGAUAUUGCUGGCCAUGCCUUUCUGCCGUCCAAUGUUCCAGAUGGGUGUAGUCCCAUCCACUUAAAUCUUGUGGCAAGGCAUGGGACUCGUUCUCCUACUAAGAAACGGAUGAGAGAGCUAGACAAUUUGGCCACACAUUUAGAAUCACUUCUAAAAGAUGUAAAAGAGCAGAAUUUGUCUUUGAAGAAAGUUCCUUCAUGGUUAUGGGGAUGGACAUCUCCUUGGAAGGGAAAGCUAAAGGGUGGGGAACUUACUGAUGCUGGAGAAGAUGAACUGUAUCAUCUAGGAAUCAGAAUUCGAGAAAGAUUUCCAGAUUUGUUUAGUGAGGAAUACCACCCAGAUGUAUUUACGAUAAAAGCAACCCAGGUCCCUCGGGCAUCAGCUAGUGCUGUGGCAUUUGGAAUGGGACUGUUCAGUGGGAGAGGAAAUCUUGGACCAGGGCAUCAGCGAGCUUUUGCUGUUAUUAGUGAGAGCCGUGCAAGUGAUAUAUUGCUCAGGUUUUUUGAUUGUUGUAAAAACUACAAGGAUUUUAGGAAAAGUCAGGAGCCUGCUGUUGAUAAGCUUAAAGAACCUAUCAUUGAUGAGAUUAAUGCUGCAUUAAAGAAGCGUUACAAGCUGAAUUUUACCAGACAGGAUACUUCUUCUCUGUGGUUUUUAUGCAAACAGGAAGCAUCCCUACUGGACAUAACUGAUCAAGCUUGUGGUCUUUUCAGCCCUUCAGAGGUUGCUUUGUUGGAGUGGACAGAUGAUUUAGAGCUAUUUAUAUUGAAGGGUUAUGGUAAAUCUCUAAACUACAAAAUGGGAGUGCCAUUGCUUAAAGAUGUUUUUGAUUCCAUGGAGCAAGCUAUUGAAGCUAAGGAAGGAAACUAUGCUCCCGGCAGUUACGAAAAGGCAAGACUUCGGUUUGCCCAUGCAGAGACUGUAGUUCCAUUCUCAUGCCUGCUUGGGCUCUUUCUGGAACAGUCUGAAUUUAAACAAAUGCAAAGAGAAAAACCGUUGCAAUACCCUCCUAAGUCCCCCCAGAAAAGAAAUUUCAGGGGCAGCAUGGUGGCACCUUUUGCAGGGAAUAACAUGUUGGUUCUAUACAGUUGUCCUCCCAACUCUUCAAGCAAAUAUUUUGUGCAAGUACUGCACAACGAACACCCCAUUCCAAUGCCGGGUUGUGACAACUCUGAUCUGUGUCCGUUCGAAGUUUUCAAGGAAAGAAUAGUCACUCCUCACAUGAACCACGAGUACGAAGCCCUCUGCAGUGUAAAGUCAGAAAAAGGGGAGCCGAAGCCAGCACCAAGUAAGUUAUCACAACUUUUCCAUUGGCUCUUCCCACAGGGGAAUGAAGAUGAUGCCCAGUCUCUCAAAUGUGACUUAUAAUUUGAUUUUCAAACAAAAGAAGGAACGAUUCUUACACUCUUGUUUUUUUUCCUCGUACGCAAUGCAUCCCUCCCCCUUCAUUCUCCUCCACAGCCAGCCCUUCCUUUCAGCCAAGUUCCAUAUUGAACUGAUCUCCAUCCCUCAUGGUGACAAUUUUUUUCUCCACAACAUGGAUUCUGAUGAUGUAGAAGCUUAGAAGGAUAUCAUAUGGGGCAUCCAUUUUAAUAUGUUUUUACAUCCUCUA
Messenger RNA from Vitis vinifera (wine grape), 1955 nucleotides. RefSeq lists its product as uncharacterized. The record is from RefSeq and is a predicted model, not a curated record. Gene Ontology annotation, molecular function: inositol phosphate phosphatase activity; acid phosphatase activity. NCBI's taxonomy places the organism in Eukaryota, Viridiplantae, Streptophyta, Magnoliopsida, Vitales, Vitaceae. The transcript is spliced from 11 exons. The coding region runs from base 221 to 1711 and encodes 496 amino acids.